Messenger RNA from Nerophis lumbriciformis (worm pipefish), 1335 nucleotides. Lineage: Eukaryota; Metazoa; Chordata; Actinopteri; Syngnathiformes; Syngnathidae. The record is from RefSeq and is a predicted model, not a curated record.
AUGCUUCGGUGGAUUUUUGGUGGUCGUGAUGUACAAAGCUCCGUGGAGAAAAGCGGGGUGUUGUGCAUCGGUGAGGAACAGCCCAAAAACUGCUUCACUGAGCUGCAGGUGCUGAAAGGACAUUUUGACAUUGUUCGAUUUCUGGUGCAGAUUGAUGACUUCAGAUGUGCGUCAGCAGGGGACGAUGGCCUGGUGCUGGUCUGGAAUGUGGAGACAGGCGAGCGUGAGCAGGAGCUUCGAGGUCACGCCCAGCAGAUCACCGCCAUGGCCGUCUUACGCCGUGAUGACAUCCGCAUCAUCACAGCUUCCUCGGACCGAAGCGUCAGCCUGUGGGACCCCGACACUGGCAACAGAGUACAGACCGUACUGGACCUUCAGUCGUCUGUCAAGUGCUUGUUGGUGCUGGAACGUUUGAGCGCGUGGAUCUCUGGUGGCGAGGAAUUGUGCGUGUGGAACAAAGACUUCCGUCUUGAGUGCCUCAAAGAGCAACACAGCGACACAGGAAUCAGCUCGUUGAUCGAGCUGCCUAAGAACUGCGUGGCCGCCGCUGUGGAUAAGAAGAUUGUCAUCUACAAACUGACAUCGUGCGGCGACGCUCUCUGCUUGGUGGAGCUUCGCAGCCUUGCGGACCACCAGGAUCACAUCCGCGCCCUGAUUAACGUCAACGAUGGCGUUUUUGCCAGCGGGUCCCACGCGGGCGAGCUGAUCCUCUGGGACGCGCUGGACUGCAGCGUGCUGGCCUAUCAGCACAUCCUGUGGGAGGAGCCUCAGAGCGCCGCAAACGCCCACAUCCAAGUGGGCGGGUCCAAGCCCAGCGAGAUGUCCAUUCAGCACCUCUCCUCCAAUGGAAAUUUAGUAGCGGCUGCGGUGGGCAGCGGCGUGUACGUGUUCAGCGUGGCCACCAGGGCGGCGGUGGCAUACAGGAAGCGCGCCCACGACUCGGACGUCCUGCACACGGAGCUGCUGUCUGACAGCGAGCUCAUGUCGUGCUCGGAGGACGGAAGCGUGAGGAUGUGGGAGAUUCAAGAACUGCCGUUAGCCGGGGAACCCGCCUCGCCAGGCUUCUUGGGGAUGUGGACCUUGGGACGCUCCAGCAAGCAGACGUGCGCUCCGUCCAAGAAGAUCACGGACGCGCCACCCAUGAAGUCGCUGGAGUUAACGGGCGACCUGAUCGGACACUCGGGCGCGGUCCAGAUGUUCCUGGCCUUCCCGGAGAAAGGCCUGGUAACGUGUUCGGCUGACCACCAACUGAUUUUGUGGAAGAACGGCGAGAAGCAAUCGCGCCUCCGAAGCUUGGCGCUCUUCCGGAAACUGGAGGAAAACGGAGGACUGUGA